Molecule: messenger RNA, 1650 nt
Organism: Juglans regia (Persian walnut)
Lineage: Eukaryota; Viridiplantae; Streptophyta; Magnoliopsida; Fagales; Juglandaceae
Product: monocopper oxidase-like protein SKU5
Exons: 7
Coding region: 1-1650 (549 amino acids)
Molecular function (GO): oxidoreductase activity; copper ion binding
Source: RefSeq, a predicted model, not a curated record
AUGGCUUCAACCAGCCACCACAGGGGCCUAAUUGCCUAUGCAACGUUGAUCUCCAUCUUUGUUGCCAGGGCCAAUGCCAUUGAUAUCUUUCUGGAGUGGAAUGUUGCCCUUGACAAUACCAUCCAACCCGUGUCCCAAGAUCAAUCUGUUAUCACCAUCAAUGGGAAGUUCCCAGGACCCCUUAUCAAUGCCACAACCAACGAUUUUGUCCACGUAAACGUCUUCAACACCAUGGAUGAACCUCUACUCUUUACAUGGAAUGGCAUACAGCAAAGGUUAAACUCAUGGCAGGAUGGAGUGUCCGGCACAAACUGCCCGAUCAAACCCGGCACAAACUGGACUUACGUGUUCCAAACCAAGGACCAGAUUGGCAGUUUCUUCUAUUUUCCGUCCAUUAACUUCCACAAGGCUGCCGGAGGGUUUGGACCCAUCCAUGUCAACAACCGUGACGUCAUUGCUGUUCCCUUCCCCAAGCCUGAAGCUGAAUUCGAUCUUCUAAUUGGUGACUGGUUUUAUGAAAACUACAAGAGUGUCAGAUCAGUGAUGAGCAACAAGCUAACAGCAUUUCUGGCUAUCCCUGAUAUCACUUUGAUGAACGGCAAAGGCCCUUAUGGACAUUCAUUUUCACAAGCCCAUGAAUCUUUCAAUGUUAUAAAAGGCAAGACAUAUAGGUUCAGGAUAUCGAAUGUGGGAACGACAUUGAGUUUCAAUUUUGGGAUUCAAAACCAUAAGAUGUUGUUGGUUGAAACAGAAGGGUCUUACACCAACCAGAUCAUAUUGGAGUCCUUGGACGUGCACGUUGGCCAGUCCUACUCUGUUCUUGUCACAGCCGAUCAAAACGACGCUGAUUAUUACAUUGUGGCAGCUCCUAAGCUGCUCCACAACACUCUUCAUGAAAGCCUUGUGGGUGUUGGGGUGCUGCACUAUUCCAAUUCUAAUACAGAACCUAGCGGGCCUUUGCCAAGCGGACCUGACCCAUUUGAUCUGGACUUUUCACUGAAUCAAGCUAAAUCCAUUAGGUGGAACCUGACCACAGGAGCUGCCAGGCCCAACCCACAAGGAACCUUCAACGUAUCAAAUGUGACACUGUCGCAGAACUUCGUUCUCCAAAGCUCCGAGGCUGAAAUUAGUGGCGCACCACGUUAUGUCGUCAACAAUGUGUCCUAUUACACUGUAGAGACCCCACUGAAACUAGCCGAUCACUUUCUCAACGGGUCCAAUGUGUACACACUCGAUCAAUUUCCUGUUAGAUCUGUCAAUGCUAAUGCAGCAUAUGGAAUUUCUGUCGUUACUGGGAUUCACAAGGGCUGGAUAGAGUUUGUUUUUAAGAACACGUUGAGUGUCAUGGAUUCUUGGCAUUUUGAUGGUUACGGGUUCCAUGUGGUUGGGUUUGGUAUUGGAGAAUGGACAUCAGAUUUGCGCAGCACUUACAACCUUUUUGACCCUGUUGUCCGCUCUACCGUGCAAGUGUACCCGGGAGGGUGGACUGCAGUUUAUGCAUUCCUUGACAACCCUGGAAUGUGGAAUUUGAGGUCACAGCUCUUGAAACAUUGGUAUUUGGGCCAAGAGUUGUAUGUGAGAGUUCAUGACGCUGAUCCUAAUCCUGCCAAAGAGCGACCGCCCCCUGAAAACCUCCUCAAAUGUGGUUAG